Molecule: messenger RNA, 2636 nt
Organism: Mus musculus (house mouse)
Lineage: Eukaryota; Metazoa; Chordata; Mammalia; Rodentia; Muridae
Product: RIKEN cDNA 1700001J03 gene
Exons: 6
Coding region: 1302-1991 (229 amino acids)
Source: RefSeq, a predicted model, not a curated record
UUUUGCACACUUCUUGCUUUCUAUUGCAAAGGAACCCUCAUUCGAGGACCCUAAGUUGGAGUGGGUUGACCUUGGACCUAAUUAUUUGUUCCUCUUCCCAAAGUGCUGACUUAAAUUAUAUCUUCUUUUUCUGCUACUUUUUGUUUCUUUUAUUUGUUUGAUCUUAAAGAGUCUUUCUCUUAUGUAGCUUGACUCUCUCGCAACUCAUUAUGUAGAACUCAAAGGUAUCCAACUGUCUCAGCUUCCCGAGUAUUGGAAAAAAGGCACUGACCACCAUACCCAGGCUUUGUCUGCUUCUUACUUCUGUCUAACAGGUCCAUGGGAAAUGGGUGGCCACAGUGUAGGUUGUCCAGCUGCCAGGACCCAGGCUCUGACACUAACAACCCUUAUAAAGGCUUGGCUGCCUGUAUGCCCUCAGGUGGAUGUCAGGGGGACUGCAGCUGAACUUUGAGCAGCUGGGGUGUCAGGACACAAGCAUAUUUGACUAGUGGCAUCCUCCUUUAGAGCAGCCCCUACAGUGUCCCUGGGAUGCUAACCCAGGCUCCCCUUGCUCCCCUGGGUAAAGAGGAGGACCCAGACAAGCUGGAGCUGCUGUCACAGUCCCACACUGUGUAAAUGAACAUGGUCUCUAUGUCAACACAGUUUGGAAAGGGGCUGACAUCCAGUGCCACACCGAAAUACAAGGGACUUGGAUGUCCUUGAACACGGGACAGACUUUUCCCUAGCAUUUCUAGGUAAAGCUAAAGCUGUCUGGAAAUGAGCAUCUGAAGAACUCCCAUUAAUUACACUCUACAGCCUCUGUCCCAGAAAAGGACUCUGUCAGUUGGUUUGGCCGAAUUGGCCCAUGCUUCUGCAGGAGGUGGGAUGGGGCACCUUUCACAGAUGGUGGCCCCAUGCACUGAAGAGAAUCACAUAACUGGAAAACUAAACUAUCUGAUGUUUUUUUUUUUUUUCACAGCCUAUCAAGGGGACCCGCGAUAGGAAUGAAGCCCCUGCCCCUAAUCCUGCUCUGUUGAAAUCACUGCAGUAGCCACCCCCACUCCCAUCUCUAUCUGAAAUGUCACUGAGAUGCCAGCACACAGGUCCAGGAGGUUCUUCUUGUGCUCAAUGGACAACCACCACCCUCUAGUGGCCACAUGAUGCAGCGUCAUCUUCUCGGGAAGAGGUUCAGGGGCACCCAACCUGCUUAUGUCAAUUAACCUGUUGUUAAAGAUGGAACUCAGAAUGCUGGUUACCAGGUAACCAGAGGCCAGCAGUAGCCUUACCCGACUUACUUGUCUGGAGGACCUAGAGGGAGCAAGAUGUUCUCCUGUUUCCAGGGUUCCAGAGGCUCCAGCCACAAAAAAGCCAAGAGCGGUUUCCUUGUUCGCUUUUGGAGACGUUUGAUUCGCCCUCUGUCACACUUCAGGCAUGCUUCCCACAGUGAGCCCAAGGUCUGUUCUCAAAAUGAACAGGAGCCAGACUGUAUGCCCAGGCGCCCCCGAUUCAACUAUAACAGCCCAGAAUACGUGGUACAAAUGAUCCACUACAUACCAGCUGCUGUUCAGCAUAAUGACCAUGUCUGUAUCCGCAUUUUUCUUGCCAUGUACCCAUCGUACGCUAGCACUUGGAAGGUGCUGGACCUGCUGAUGACAACGUAUGCAUCCUUCCGGCCUGACUGUGUAGAAGACCAGCAAACCAAGAGUGACGUAUUCAGCUUUCUGUUCCACUGGUUUAAGAAAUUCCCCAAGGAUUUUUGUGAGUCCCCAGACCUGGAUGUUGUAAGGCAGUUCAUUGACUACGUGAGGCGCAAUGUGCCUUCUGCAGAUGAAGAUACCCAAGCCAGGGAGCUGCUCUCCGUGCUGGAGGAGCAGGAGGCCAUCGCGCUAAACACUGAGGAAGAUUUUGCCACAGCUCCAGAUCCCUCAGAGCAGGAUGCCUCUAGGAGGCAGGAGACGCUGGCUCUGAGGUCAGCUUCUAUGGCAGAGCCACAGGGAGAUGAGCAACCCUGAGAGGAUCCUGAGCUUGUGAAAAGAGCAGUUCUGGAUCCCUUUGAACCAAAAGCCACAAUAGAGCUGCAUCUGACUUUAGAUCAAGCUCUGCCCAUAUCAGCUGAUACACACUCACCUGUAGAUGUGGCUGCAGAUGUGGCUGCAGAUGAGGCUGCAAAUGAGGCUGCAGAUGUUGCUGCAGAUGUUUCAACUGACAGGCAUUUAUUUAUGUCUUACACUGUGUAGUUAGGGACACCAGAUUUCGUUUUCCCUCUGCCUGAGGUUGACAUAUAGUUAGGAGAAUGAUGUGCAGAGUUCUACCCAGCUGAGGUUCCCCACCUAAGCUUAUCUCAUGUCUUUAUAGAAAAUAUCUUAUUGUUAUGCUGGGUUCUGUUUUUUAUAUUGUUGUUUUCAUUGUUGGGUUUUUAAUUAUGUUUGGAUAUUAACAAAAAUGAGUUGUUUACUCUUCUUAAAAUAUAUGUUCUUUUCCCAGUGGUACAAUCUACUUAUGUUUUACCCAUGGACUGCAUCUUUGAGACAAACAGGUUGAUCUCGGAAAUGGGACCCUCAUAGUCCACCAUGGAAGCAGAAAAGCAAGCAGCUGGUGUGACAGAGUGAGCAAAUACCAGUUGUGGUGAACAAUAUAAACUAUGUGCCUAAACUGUG